AAUGCCUCACCAAGACAUAACACAUUCACACACACAUAGAAGAGAUAACAAGAAUGGUUUCUUCGCUUCUCAUGUCAUUUGCUCCGGCCACCGUGAGGGUUUACGCCACAGGCAAGGGAACUUCAGGGGGCGCCAAGGAAGAGAAGAAUCCCCUCGACUUUGUGCUGGGUUAUUUGACAAAGCAAGAUCAGUUCUACGAGACUGAUCCAAUUCUCAAGAAGGUGGAGGAGAAAGGCGGCACCACUACUGGAGGCCGAGGAACCGUUCGCGGCGGUAAAAGCUCGGCUCCGGUGCCUGUUGCCCCCAAGAAGAACGAUGGUGGAUUUGCCGGCUUAGGUGGCUUCUUCAACAAAAAGUAAAAUGAAAAACGUAUACUACUUACUUACUUUGCAUUGUUUAUUCCCUCUGUUUUUGCAUUAUCUAUAAUUCAUCAGACUUCAAUUUGUUAUAUAUAGAAACUGCCCUUUCUUCA
Messenger RNA from Raphanus sativus (radish), 472 nucleotides. RefSeq lists its product as uncharacterized. The record is from RefSeq and is a predicted model, not a curated record. Lineage: Eukaryota; Viridiplantae; Streptophyta; Magnoliopsida; Brassicales; Brassicaceae. Gene Ontology annotation, cellular component: chloroplast. The coding region runs from base 54 to 359 and encodes 101 amino acids. The transcript has a single exon.